AUGGUGGAUAUGAAUCCAGUCUCAUCAUUUGAUCAUCAUCAUCAUCAUCAGUCGUCUGAUCAAAUGCUUCAACUUGACAAUUCAAAUGAAUAUUUGAAUAGUCUUAUGGCUCAUAAUUCGAGUCCCAUGGCAAUGUGGAUGUUGAUGGAGAGCAACUAUAACUAUAGUACUCUUCAGUUCGGCUCAGGGGCUUCCAGCAGUGCUCAUUCUCAAUCACCACUGGAGGGGUAUCAAAGUAAUUUCAAUGAUCCGAUGAUGCAGUCCGCGGUGGACAAUAUGAAUAUGAACAUGAUGAUGUUAAAUGGCAACAUUAAUCCUCCAAGUUCCUCAUCCACGAGCCAGUACUAUGCUCGGCUAAUGCAGCCAACUGUGCCCUACAUGCAGUAUUAUCCGACGAUGCCGGCCGCCGGUGUUUCGUCUCAUCAAGUUCAAGUGCAUGCUUCUCAAGGCAAAGAUGAACCGUACGAAGAUAUCAACCAAUAUGUGGUCAUGAAUAACAGGAUGGUAUGA
Messenger RNA from Prunus armeniaca (apricot), 510 nucleotides. The record is from the annotation of a GenBank genome assembly. Lineage: Eukaryota; Viridiplantae; Streptophyta; Magnoliopsida; Rosales; Rosaceae.